Conger conger (European conger) is the source of this 471-nucleotide messenger RNA. RefSeq names its product phospholipase B1, membrane-associated. The record is from RefSeq and is a predicted model, not a curated record. Lineage: Eukaryota; Metazoa; Chordata; Actinopteri; Anguilliformes; Congridae. Gene Ontology annotation, molecular function: A2-type glycerophospholipase activity; retinyl-palmitate esterase activity; phosphatidylcholine lysophospholipase A1 activity. Bases 43 to 471 code for a protein of 142 amino acids. Gene Ontology annotation, cellular component: brush border membrane. Gene Ontology annotation, biological process: phospholipid metabolic process. The transcript is spliced from 6 exons.
AAAAACAAGACACUUUUCUCAGCGGACAACUUCAUUCAUUAUAUGACAGAGGCAUUGGACAUGAUGAUGAAUGAGGUCCCCAGGAUGAUCGUGAACGUGGUGCAGCUCUUGUACAUGGAGCCAUUGAGAGAGGUCCAGAUGCCAACCUUGGGCUGCCUGCUGCAGAAAUCUUUCUGUUCCUGCUUGACUAGGCCACCUUCUGAUUCUCCAGAGCUGAAGGAGCUUGUUGAGUUGAACUUUGAGUUCCAGAGGAGGUUGGAGCAACUUCUCGAUAGUGAUCGUUACUUUAAGGAGGACUUUGCUGUGGUUCUCCAGCCCUACACGAAAAAAGCCCUACCACCAAGACUUCCCGAUGGGAAAAUUGACGUGAGCUUCUUUACCCCUGACUGCUUCCACUUCACCAUUAAAGGUCAUGAGGAACUGGCUAAGGGCUUAUGGAACAACAUGGUGAGCACUGCUAGCAGACACUGA